CAGCUCUGGGUGACAGCUCAGUAGGGGUGUCUGGGAAAUACAGCUUGCUGUAAGGGACUUCUCAGGGAGUUCUACUGACCAGAUACAGGUAAGGAGCACUGCCUCACAGGCACUCCCUCGCUACACACCUCUGAACACCUUGUACCAGGACAGGUUCAUACACAGGUAUACCUUUAGAACUGCUAUAGCUACAGAUUUCCAUACGAUCUAAACUGGAGUCUCAUUUGUAGGAUCUUUGCUGGUCAUUUAAUUUAUAUUACUAAAUGUAGUAUCAUUUUGCUCCCAGUCAACUCUUUUUUAUUCUAUUUUGCAUGCGUGUCGACUAAGAUAUGGAUUAUUUCGACCAUGAAUGCUGCGUGUGUGCAUCCUACAAAUACCUCCAAAGCCACCUGAAAUGUAAUUUUAACAAACUACUAGACAACAAUUCAAAAUAGUUUAAAUAUUCCAAUGUUACAUUUUCUAUGUAAUUCUACAGUUAUAAACAAGGCAAUAUGUGUAGAUGUGAGUAUGUUAGACUCGGAGUUCAUACACUUGGAGUAAGUUCAUACACUGUUCACACUGUUGACCUGUUGACACACAGGCACUAAUCACAGAGUUGAGAGAGUUUAGAGAAGUAGCUACGGUACCAAUCACCAAACAUGUAAUCCUAACUAAUGAGAAAAUGUCUUUAGCGAAAGGAACCUUUUAAUCCAUUAAAUUUUCCACCCAAAGGUUUCCUUUUGACAUACAGAUCCACACAAUAACAUUGCAUCAUUGCUCUCAUUCACUAAGUGAAACGCUGUGCAUGGCGCUCAAGUCUCAUGGCUCAUGGCCUACAUAGAAGGACUAUUUUCUAGAUGACUAAAUCUAAUCUAUUCUUCAAGACGUAUGAGGGUUAUACCUAUAUCAACGGAAAUGAAUGCGUAAAUGAGCACAACCGUUAGUGAGAAAACUGAUUUGGUCCUUGAUGAUGACAGUACAAUCAAAUCACUAUUAGAUAUCAAAUAUGCAAUAUCUAAAUAUAAAAGAUAUGAAUUAAUUAUUAUUACCGAAACCUUGGUAGAGCAUGGGUGGAGUAGGCAUUGUGGUGCUCAUGUGAAUUUCCUUUCUUUUUCGGCUUCAGACCAAUGCCUACUUCUUACUUAAAACUUAGUUUUAGUUUUUAAAAGUAUAUUCUGUCAGAGGGGUGAAAGCAGACUUAGAGCAUGUGGAUAUGCCACAGAGAUACGCAGCUCUGAAAUAGAGAUAGACAGCUUCUGCCAGUCUAUUAGAGAUGGGCAGUGAAGACCUGCAGCUCCUCCAACGUACAACAGUAUGCCAUUUUCCCCUCCAUCUUCCCCUCCAUCCUCCAUCCUGCCCUCCAUCCUCCAUCCUCCCCUCCAUCCUCCAUCCUCACCCCUCCAUCCUCCCCUCCAUCCUCCAUUCUGCCCUCCAUCCUCCAUCCUCCCCCUCCAUCCUCCAUCCUCCCCUCCAUCCUCCAUCCUCCCCUCCAUCCUCCCCUCCAUCCUCCCCUCCAUCCUCCCCUCCAUCCUCCAUCCUGCCCUCCAUCCUCCAUCCUCCCCUCCAUCCUCCAUCCUCCAUCCUCCAUCCUCACCGCUCCAUCCUCCCCCUCCAUCCUCCAUCCUCCCCUCCAUCCUCCCCUCCAUCCUCACCCCUCCAUCCUCACCUCCAUCCUCACCCCUCCAUCCUCCCCUCAUCCUCACCCUUCCAUCCUCUCCCUCCAUCCUCCAUCCUCCCCUCUAUCCUCACCCCUCCAUCCUCCAUCCUUCUCCCCAUCCUCCCCUCCAUCCUCACCCCUCCAUCCUCCAUCCUCCCCUUCAUCCUCAUCCCUCCAUCCUCCCCUCCAUCCUCACCCUUCCAUCCUCCCCUCCAUCCUCACCCCUCCAUCCUCCAUUCUCCCCUCCAUCCUCACCCCUCCAUCCUGCCCCCUCCUCUCUCCCCCCAGUCAUUCAUCACAGCAGUGCCAGACAUGUGCCCAUGAGUAUUCAUCAGGAGGAGUUACUGCGGCACAGCGACAUGAACCUCUGAUUUACAGCCCUGCCUCCUGUCACUCCUAAUAGUAGAGCAUCUAGAGAAAGUGUACAACAGGCUGGUAUGGGAGGAGGCUGGUAUGGGAGGAGGCUGGUAUGGGAGGAGGCUGGUAUGGGAGGAGGCUGGUAUGGGAGGAGGCUGGUAUUGGAGGAGGCUGGAAUUGGUGGAAGUUGGUAUUGGAGGAGGCUGGUAUUGGAGGAGACUGGUAUGGGAGGAGGCUGGUAUUGGAGGAGCCUGGUAUUGAAGGAGGCUGGUAUUGGAGGAGACUGGUAUUGAAGGAGGCUGGAAUUGGAGGAAGUUGGUAUGGGAGGAGGCUGUUAUAGGAGGAGACUGGUAUGGGAGGAGGCUGGUAUUGGAGGAGACUGGUAUGGAAGGAGGCUGGUAUUGGAGGAGACUGGUAUUGGAGGAAGUUGGUAUGGGAGGAGGCUGGUAUUGGAGGAGACUGGUAUGGGAGGAGGCUGGUAUUGGAGGAGACUGGUAUUGAAGGAGGCUGGUAUUGGAGGAGGAUGGUAUUGGAGGAGGCUGGUAUUGGAGGAGGCUGGUAUGGAAGGAGGCUGGUAUUGAAGGAGGCUGGUAUUGGAGGAGGCUGGUAUUGAAGGAGGCUGGUAUUGAAGGAGGCUGGUAUUGGAGGAGGCUGGUAUUGAAGGAGGCUGGUAUUGAAGGAGGCUGGUAUUGGAGGAGGCUGGUAUUGGAGGAGGCUGGUAUUGGAGGAGACUGGUAUAGGAGGAGGCUGGUAUUGGAGGAGACUGGUAUUGGAGGAGGCUGGUAUAGGAGGAGGAACAGGUGCCGAUGAGUGAAUAGAUGCAAAGUGAUGCUGAAAGGUAUUAGUAAUUGAGGGUUUGUUCCCCAGAAAUGCUCAUUUGCAAUAUUGUGUUCAAAUAAAACAUUGAGAUGAAUAGGAAAUAUUGCUCUGGAAGAAUGUUGUAGAGAAGUGUACAGCCAACUGUAGAAUUAUAAAGGGCCACAUUACCCCUAUUCAGUUAGGUCUUUAAAAAAUGUUCUUCUAAAUUAACAAAUGCAUAAUUCCAUUCAAAAUGCUUUAAGAAACCCACUUUAUAUCUAACAUAGGCCUAAAAUGACCACUUGUAAGGCAAAAAAUGUAUCCAAAGUCUAAUUGAGCAAAUAUUACGCUAUGUCCCAACCUCGUAAUUUUCUCAAAAUAGCGAAGUACCCUACCCGAGACCACAAUUUGUCAUGCAGUGUCAGCUGUGGCUGGUUCAAUGCCACAUCACAGCAGCAGUCAAGGGAACACCAUUUAUCGUACAAUAAUUUCAUUCCAAAGUUGCGUAGUAAUGGAACCAUGGAAGGGUGGGAUUCAUUAGACUAUUAGCAUAUAAAGGAGCUUUAGCAUAGAAAGGAGGCACUUUCAUAUGGAGAAGAGAUAAGUUGAACUAUGUUUUCUAUCUCACUCACUCGCGGUCAUUUGAGCGACUGGCGUUGCACUGCAUCAGUUUGCACAGCCCACUCACACACAGGGACGCACUGCACGCUCUCUGGCUGUACCCCGUUCCUGUCACUCUCCACACUACUUUUCCAGAGAGCCCGGAGAGGUAAGAAUGGGCAAAUCCGAAAGCCAAAUGGAUAUCAUGGAAAAAUCUACCAAACCAGGGAAGCGUCGUUGGACUGUUGCGGAGAUUGGGCUGUCCGUGCUGUUGUUGCUGGUCAGCUGUGCCCUAGCUGGACUGAUAGUCCUCUACACAUCGGCUCUGAGAGGUAGGCUCAACCCAACGACAAUAGAAGUAAAAAUAGAAUUUGACCUGCACUAAUUACACUCACCUCACUGGAAAUGACUUCAGAAAUACCAUAACAUGUGUGAUAUUUAUCAGGUGUUUAUGUUAUGAUUAGUAUUGUUUGAAAGCACAGCCAAGCAGUAGGCUAUUAAAAUAAGAGAGAAACAGAAAACUUUAUUAGCAUCAUUUGACAACUAUUCCAGAGUGUUUUGUGAAAUCUAUUGAAGCAUAAAUAGGCAACCAAUUUUCAGAAUCAAAUUAGGCAAAGCAUUCUAGCCUACUGUACUAGCAGUGGAGGCUGCUGAGGGUAGGACGGCUCAUAAUAAUGGCUGGAACGGAGCAAAUGGAAUGGCAUCGAAUACAUGGAAACCAUGUGUUUGAUGUAUUUGAUACCAUUCCACCAUUUCCACUCCAGCCAUUACCACGAGCCCAUCCUCCCCAAUUAAGGUGCCACCAACCUCCUGUGUGUACUGGGUACAGUAACUGCUCUGAACAAGCCUCUCUUUUCUCUCCAAUGCAGAGCGGUCCAAUAGACCUGGGGUGUCAAGGAGCUCAGUCACUGAGGGUGAGUCUUGACGCUUGAGUUGAAAUACUGUAUGUGUUUAUAUCCAUGUUAUAGGAUACGGUACGAUGUAAACUGGACAGAGGAUGAUCCCAUUUGAAUUCCCUCUGCUGCCUCAUCAGCAGUGUCGGGACAAAAGUGAGAGAACAGAGUCAUUGCUGACACAGCCAUUUCAGAGACCAAACAGACAGACAGUAUCAAGUAAUGAUUUGCCAGAGAAAUCUAAAAUCCCUUGAUGCUGCUGUUAAUAAAUUCCUACUCUUUUCCUGGAAUAACAAUAGUCAUUUUUUAUUUAACACUUUGAUGUUUUCAGGGCAGCAGUAUCAUUCUGGCCCCAGCAAUGUUUGCACAACUCCUGAGUGCGUCACUGCAGGUGAGCAGUUCCGCCUGCGUAUGGGGUUGUCCGUCCUCCAAAAACAAAACUCAUCACUCAAUUUUAUAUCAACAUAACAACAUAUCAUCAUAAUAUUCCAUUUCCUUCUAUGUUAUCCACAUUCUCCCCUCUCCCUCCUCUGCUGACUGUACCCCCCACAGCCGCUCGUCUCUUGCAGAACAUGGAUGCGACGGUGGCGCCGUGUCAGAACUUCUACCAAUAUGCUUGUGGGGGCUGGCUGGAGCGUCAUGUCAUCCCAGAGACCAGCUCCCGGCACAGCGUCUUCGACAUCCUCAGAGACAGGCUGGAGAUCGUGCUCAAAGGUCAGUCAGCGAGAUGUUUCCAAGGAUCAAAUCUACUUGCUGUGUUAGAUCAAAUCAAUUGACAGAAUGAGGUAAAUCUUUAUGUUUCUGUUGGUCGUCUCCUCACAGGAGUUUUUGAGACUGAGAGUGAUCAGGACCGUGACGCCUUCAAGAAGGCCAAAACUCUCUACAGCUCCUGCAUGAAUGAGAGUGAGUCGGGUUCUUCUCAUCCAAACUCCAAGCUAACACUAUUACACAGAUGUUUGGUCUCGGAAUCAGCUGCAUACUCUGUAACGUUCAUUGACAGUACUCUAUGUAAGAUUGACUGACAGUGUGUUGCUAAUGGUGUUGUGUUGUCUCUGUGUUGUCUUCUGUAGCUCUGAUAGAGCAGCGCGACUCCCAGCCGCUCAUGCUUCUCAUCGACAGCAUAGGAGACUGGCCUGCUGCCUCGGAGGACUGGAACAUCACUACAGGUACUGAUACACACACACACACACACACACACACACACACAGUCUUGUAUAACUAACCUUGUGGUGGACACACAAUUCAGUCCCAUUCAAAAUCCCAAUUUCCCUAACCCCUAACCCUACACCUACACCUAACCCUAAUUCUAACCCUUACCUUUACCCAAAACCUAACCCUAAUCCUAACCCUAACCCUAACCGUAACCUUCACCUUAACCCUAACCUUAACCCCAAAACCUAACCUUAACCCUAACCCUAAACUUAACUUCUAGAUCCUAACCCUAAACCUAAAACUAAAACUAGCUCCUAAACCUAAUUCUAACCCUAACACUAAUUCUAACCUUAACCCUAAACCCCCUAGAAAUAGCAUUUGACCUUGUGGCGACUAACAAAAAGUCCCAAGUUGGUCAAAUGUUUGUUUGUUUACUAUUGUUGUGGGGACUUCUGGUCCCCACAAGUAUUGUUAAACACGUCCACCAACUGAAAUGAUGAGUGAUAUGAUUGUGAGUGACAUGUGACAUGCUCAUCCAGGCGUGCCCCCCUGGCUCUACUGAAGGGCAGUCAGGUGUUGUGACUGAUUCUUAAAAUAGACCACUCUUCACUGCACCAAACCUGACUGCCGCCAGUGUAAUUAAAUGUAAUCAAGGACAGUGGCUCAAACAGAAUUAACCACUCGUAAGUGCAUUUGGUGCAUCUUCACAGACAGAUUUAUGACUGCUCUGUAAAUUGUGCGGCAGUGGCCAUCUAUACUUGGCUGUGUGAGAGGUAGUCAGUCUACUCUCUGCAAGCCAGAUGUUUAAUGUUAGAUUUAAUGUAUGUAUGUUUAAUUGUUUAAUUGUAUUAUCCCAGAGGAGGCCUGGAGCCUGGAGGACACUCUAGCCACCCUCACCUCUCGUUACCACAAGAAGGUCCUGCUGGACAUGUAUGUAUGGACUGAUGACCGCGACUCCCGGCGCCACAUCAUCUAUGUAAGGACAGUGUUUGAAUACACAAUGUUCCAAAAGUACAGUGCCUGUGAUUUUUUAAAUUAAAUCUUCCCCCAUUCUGAUUGGGUGAUAAUAAAAGUCUGUUUUUAUUUUACAGAUUGACCAGCCAGGACUAGGAAUGCCAUCCAGGGAGUAUUACUUCAAUGAUGGAAACUACAAAAGGGUACUUUCAUAAACAGUAUUGUGUAUUAAUGUUCUGUUAAUGUCAUUGCACUGGAAAAGACAAGGUCAUCUUUGCAUGUAUGUGUCAUGUGGCUCUUUAGGUGCGAGAGGCCUACCUGCAGUUCAUGGUUUCCAUGGUGAGGAUUGCCCGCGAAGACAGGAACUUGACCCAGGAAGAUGAUCGUGUGGUGGAGGAGAUGGUGCAGGUGCUGGAGCUGGAAACAGAUAUCGCCAAUGUGAGUGCCAGCCUGCCACAACAAGAACCGGAACUGUGACAGAAGUUAAAAAGAGACUAUGACAGGAACACAUAUGAGGUGGAUUUACCCCCUCUUAUUCAAUGAAUUAGUCUUCAACAAGAAACACCUAAUAGAGACGGAUGAAUUCAACUAUACUGUACUACAUGUCAUCCACAUGUUAAAAACGUGAAUAGAUCAAUAUUAUGGCUAAAUACAGUGUUUGUCACCUUAAAUUUCAAUACAUCAGACAUUACUGUAGGCCUAUGCUUUCUGUGUUGUCGUGUCAUAGGCCACAUCCCCCGCAGAGGAGCGUCAGGAUGUCACGAUUCUCUACAAAAAGAUGACCCUGACUGAGCUGCAGGAGUCCUUUAAUCUCAAUGUAAGUGCUUUCACUCUAGUGAUUUCAAGUGGAUAAGACUUGAGACUGAAGUCUAUUGGCAUUGUCAAAGCCAUAUACUAUAUAUAUUGUAUCAAAUUUGUGGGUGUAGCCCCGACUGGGACUCAAACCCAGGUCCAGCCAACACCUUAACCAUUACACUAAAAGGUUCGAACCCCUUGAUGAUCUUGCUAGGUGUUGGUUUACAUUUUAGUCAUUUAGCAGACGCUCUUAUCCAGUGCAUACAUUAAGGUUGUUAGAUUACCCCCUUCCGUCGAGAGAGCGUGUUCCCACACUUCUCUAUACCAAGUCCCUCACAUGUACACGCCUCUCGCAUGGCCUCACGGGCACCAUCCCACUUCUGACACCAAUGUAGCAAAUUUGGGGGGUUGCCUCGACUAGGACUCAAACCUGGGUCCAUCGACUGUCAACCCAACACCUUAGCCAUUAUGCCAAGAGAUCAGAACCUCUUGAUGAGGUCGCUAGGUGUUGGGUUAAGGUCGCUACAAUAUGUACUUGUAGAUUGCAGAACAAGCCUCAGACAAAAAUACUAACAAAAACACUGCUAUAUCUUACAGGGUUUUAACUGGACAAGGUUUGUGCGUGGUGUGUUGUCCAGUGUGGCUGUGAAGGUACAGCUGGAGGAGGAGGUGGUGGUCUACAGCGCCCCUUACCUGGAGAAGAUGAACAAAGUGCUCUCCAAACACACUAUCAGGUCAGAGCUGAUGAUGUACAUCAGAGCUGCCCAACCCUCUUCCUGGAGAUCUACUGUCCUGUAGGUUUUCAGUCCAACCCUAAUUUAGCAUAUCUGAUUCAGCUAGUUAAGGUCUUGUUGAGUAGCUAAUAAGUAGAAUCAGGUGUGUUAAAUUAGGGUUGGACUGAAAACCCACAGGACGGUAUAUCUCCAGGAAGAGGGUUGGGCAGCUCUGAUGUACACCAUAGUUAAAAUGUGCUUCUAUCAAUAUUUUAUCUACUGUGAUUUAUCAUGCGAGUCAUGCAGGACGGUACACUGUUAGAAAAAAGGUGCUAUCUAGAACCUAAAAUAAAAGGGUUCUUCGGUUGUCCCCAUAGGAGAACCCAUUGAAGAACCCUUUUUGGUUUCAAGUAAAACUCUUUCCUCAGAGGGUUCUAAAUAGAAACCAAAAGAGUUCUACCUGGAACCAAAAAGGGUUCUUCAAUGGGGACAGCCGAAGGACACUUUUGGAACACUUUUUUCUAAGUGUAGAUUUGUGGUUACAUCAUCUAGCUCUAUGUGUGUCACGUACAGUAGAUCCAUUGCUUGAGUGAUUGAGUGACAUUAUUGGGUGAAUAUAUCCAUGUUCUCCUCCUCCAGAACCAUGCAGAACUACCUCACCUGGCAGGUCGUCAUGGAGAGAGUCAGCAGCCUGAGUCGCCGCUUCAAAGAUGCCAGGGCACACUAUAGAAAGGUGAGCCAGAGAUAUGAGCACAUCUAGGAGCACGCUUAGGGCUCUAUUCAAUCCGUAUCGUGGAAGUUCAGCAUUACAUUGUGAUUUAAAUUUAAAGGCAAUGUUCCUGCGUUAGCGAAGACUGCAUUCACCGUAAACGCUGCACAUGUUGGCUCAAUCGGAAAUUACCUUAAAAUGUAUAUUGCACAAUCUGUAACACUUCAAUGGUACAGAUUGAAUGAGCCCUUAGAAACAGACACAUUGAAAAACUAAUUCAUGUAUAAACGUGUGGCAGAUUUGACAGUCUGUCUGUGUGUGUGCGUGUGGUCAGGCCCUGUAUGGGACGACCGUGGAGGAGGCGCGGUGGAGGGACUGUGUGCGUUACGUUCAGGGCAGCAUGGACAACGCAGUGGGGGCUCUGUAUGUGCGAGAGACCUUUGCUGGCGAGAGUAAACGCAUGGUGAGUCACUCCUGUAGACAGGAUGCAGACAAAACAGGAAAUUCUGCUCCGGCUUCUAUAAUCACUGUCACUACAGCAGUUUAGUCUGCACUUUGUGUGUGUGUGCGUGUGUGUGUGUUUGCUUUCCCUGUAAAUUAAUAUAUUAUAUUUUUGUGUGGACAGGUGAGUGACCUCAUCAGUAAGAUCCAGGAAGCGUACGUGGAGACGCUAGAGGAGUUGAGCUGGAUGGAUGACCAGUCUAAGGAAAAGGCAAGAGAGAAGGUACAAAAAUAGCAUUGCAAACAAACAUACCAUGUACAGCUAGCUGCCAAAAUAAUGGAAACAAAUUCAUAAAGUGUCUUAAUAGGGUGUUGGGCCACCACGAGCAAGAACAUCUUCAAUGCACCUUGGCAUAGAUUCUACAAGUGUCUGGAACUCUAUUGGAGUGAUGCGACACCAUUCUUCCACGAGCAAUUCCAUCAUUUUGUGUUUUGUUGAUGGUCGUGGAAAACGCUGUCUCAGGCGCCGCUCCAGAAUCUCCCAAAAGUGUUCAAUUGGGUUGAGAUCUGGUGACUGAGACAGCCAUGGCAUAUGGUUUACAUUGUUUUCAUGCUCAUCAAACCAUUCAGUGACCACUCGUGCCUUGUGGAUGGGAUGUUAUCCCAUAGCCAUGGGAUGUUAUCCCAUAGCCAUGGUAGCCAAAAUAAUGGCCUGCCCAGCAUUUUUAUACAUGAACCUAAGCAUGAUGGGAUGUUAAUUGCUUAAUUUACUCAGGAACCACACCUGUGUGGAAGCACCUGCUUUCAAUAUACUUUGUAUCCCUCAUUUACUCCAGUGUUUUUGGCAGUUACCUGUACAUCAUCAGUGUUUUGAAUAUUGUAGUGUCGAGACAACGAUGCUGAUAUGCUGUGAUGACAAGAAAUCCGCUGACACUGUCCUUGAUUAUAAUGGUUUAUUACAUCAAAGAUUACAGUAUCAAUUUACAGACUCCUGCAGAAAUCUGGAGAACAACUGACCCAAUCUCUAAUAUGUUAUUCUCUCCGUCCUUUGUUCAAAACAUGGUAUUUAUAUCCUAUGUAACAUAAGAUGGGUGGUUUUUGAUAGACCAAUCCCUAACCUCCCCAUAUCUCCAAAUGUCCUCUAUUCCAAGAAGCCUAUGUAGUAAUGCUUUCCAGAUGUUUCAGCAAAGCAGAGUAAAGUUCAUCUAUUACACCAUUUGCAAACGUCAGCAAAAUCAUAAACUGUUUAGAUACUAUAAUAUGUAAACGAAAGAACUUACCAGCUGACUGUUCUACUGCUCUAUGUUACAGGCCAUGGCCAUCAAGGAGCAUAUUGGCUAUCCUGACCACAUUCUGGAAGAGAGCAAUCUGAAGCUUGACCAGGAGUAUGCCCAUGUAUGUCUGUGAGACCUGUCCACACAUUAGCCCCUUUGGGCUCAAAGGACUAUGAUAAAUCCUCCUUUUCAAAGCGAAAUGGAUGUACAAAUUGUUGUUUAGAUUGUUCCUGAUUAUCUUUGCCUGGUCUCUGUCUGCAGCUGAACUUCAGUGAGGAGAACUACUUUGAGAACAUCCUUGAGAACCUGCAGGCUGAAGCACACAAGAGUUUGAAGAAGCUGAGAGAGCCGGUCGACCCGGACAUGUAAGAUGCAUCCAUUUAGCCUCACAUAGACACACGUGAACAUAAACACAUUUACACAUGUGAGUACACAUUCGACAUUCCCUCUUAAAUGGUGAGAUCUAUAUUCUAGUGUUUUUUUCUAGGUGGAUCAUUGGUGCUGCUGUGGUCAAUGCUUUCUACUCACCAAACAGAAACCAGAUAGGUAAUAUGACAACAGCCAACACACUGGCUGCACCUUUCGUCACCCAUCUGAAGUUAGUUAUCGUCGGCCAAUCCUGGCUUGAGGAAAUCCCUUAUUAGGAACAAUAAUUUUGACGUCUACAGUAUUUGUUUCUAUACUAGCAAAGGAUUUCUUACAAGUUCUUGAAUGAUUGAAUAAUAGUCAACUCCUGAUUUAAGAAAUGGUGUGAAUGCAUGCAUCUGUAACAGUGUUCCUUCCAUCCCUCUCCCCGCCCCUACCUGGGCUUGAACCAGGAACCCUCUGCACACAUCGACAACAGUCACCCUCGAAGCAUCGUUAUCCUUCGCUCCAUAAAAGCCGAGCAAGGGAAACAACUACCUCAAGGUCUCAGAGCGAGUGACAUCACCGAUUGAAACGCUACUAGCGCGCACCGCUAACUAGCUAGCUAUUUCACACCGGUUACACUCACCCCUCUUUUGACCAGCCAUUUCACACCUGUUACACAUCUUGCAGCUAACUGGAGAAAAUAAAAUGAAUGUAUUUUGAAUAGGGACUCGUUUGCAUUUGGCUGUAAUAAUAUUGCGUAACAUUAAGAACAUUAAACAUUACAUUGACAUGAAUUCCUUUCCCUAAACCAAAGCAAAAUAUUACACAACUCUUCAAGCCAUUCCUCUGGGUCUAUUUGUAGUCAUAUUGAAAGCUGACAGACAGACAACCUGGUGACUAUUAUGGUUUGGCUCUGAUAUGAGUGCUGUGCUGUGUAUGUAGUUUCAAGUUGUAAUGUCACAGCAGAAGUACAGUGAAAUGUCUUUCUUGCACGCUCCAAACCCAACAAUGCAGUAAUCAAUAUCAAUGUAGCACUAAUAAAUAACAUAAGGUAGAACAAAAACACACAAGAAAUACAAAUAAGAAAUAAGAACAACACGAGAAAGUAAGAAGCUAUAUCCCGUUCCAAUACCAUAAUUACAAUGUGCAGGGAUACUGGAGUGGUAGGGUUAGAUAUGUAUGGUGACUCAGCAUCAGGAUAUGAGAAACAGAGUAGCAGCAGCGUAAAUUAUGAUUGCGUGUGUGUAGAGUCAGUAUAAAUGUGUGUGCAUUUUAUGUGUGCAUUGGAGUAUCAGUGUGAGUGAGUGUGUAGAGUCCUGUGAGUGUGCAUAGAAACAGUGCAAAAAUACAACACAAGACUUUAGAAGUCUUAUGAGCCAGUAUGUUUUAGCCUUUUCUGUAUGUUUUAGCCUUUUCUGUAUGUUUUAGCCUUCUCUGUAUGUUUUAGCCUUUUCUGUAUGUUUUAGCCUUCUCUGUAUGUUUUAGCCUUUUCUGUAUGUUUUAGCCUUUUCUGUAUAUUUUAGCCUUCUCUGUAUGUUUUAGCCUUUUCUGUAUGUUUUAGCCUUUUCUGUAUGUUUUAGCCUUUUCUGUAUGUUUUAGCCUUUUCUGUAUGUUUUAGCCUUUUCUGUAUGUUUUAGCCUUUUCUGUAUGUUUUAGCCUUUUCUGUAUGUUUUAGCCGUUUCUGUAUGUUUUAGCCUUUUCUGUAUGUUUUAGCCUUUUCUGUAUGUUUUAGCCUUCUCUGUAUGUUUUAGCCUUUUCUGUAUGUUUUAGCCUUCUCUGUAUGUUUUAGCCUUUUCUGUAUGUUUUAGCCUUUUCUGUAUAUUUUAGCCUUCUCUGUAUGUUUUAGCCUUUUCUGUAUGUUUUAGCCUUUUCUGUAUGUUUUAGCCUUUUCUGUAUGUUUUAGCCUUUUCUGUAUGUUUUAGCCGUUUCUGUAUGUUUUAGCCUUUUCUGUAUGUUUUAGCCUUUUCUGUAUGUUUUAGCCUUCUCUGUAUGUUUUAGCCUUUUCUGUAUGUUUGAGCCUUUUCUGUAUAUUUUAGCCUUCUCUGUAUGUUUUAGCCUUUUCUGUAUGUUUUAGCCUUCUCUGUAUGUUUUAGCCUUCUCUGUAUGUUUUAGCCUUUUCUGUAUGUUUUAGCCUUUUCUGUAUAUUUUAGCCUUCUCUGUAUGUUUUAGCCUUUUCUGUAUGUUUUAGCCUUUUCUGUAUGUUUUAGCCUUCUCUGUAUGUUUUAGCCUUUUCUGUAUGUUUUUAGCCUUUUCUGUAUGUUUGAGCCUUUUCUGUAUGUUUUAGCCUUCUCUGUAUGUUUUAGCCUUUUCUGUAUGUUUUUAGCCUUUUCUGUAUGUUUGAGCCUUUUCUGUAUGUUUGAGCCUUUUCUGUAUGUUUGAGCCUUUUCUGUGUGUUUUAGCCUUUUCUGUAUGUUUUAGCCUUUUCUGUAUGUUUGAGCCUUCUCUGUAUGUAUGAGCCUUCUCUGUAUGUUUGAGCCUUUUCUGUAUGUUUGAGCCUUUUCUGUAUGUAUGAGCCUUCUCUGUAUGUAUGAGCCUUCUCUGUAUGUUUGAGAGUUUUCUGUAUGUUUGAGCCUUUUCUGUGUGUUUUAGCCUUUUCUGUAUGUUUUAGCCUUUUCUGUAUGUUUUAGCCUUCUCUGUAUGUAUGAGCCUUCUCUGUAUGUUUGAGCCUUUUCUGUAUGUUUGAGCCUUCUCUGUAUGUAUGAGCCUUCUCUGUAUGUAUGAGCCUUCUCUGUAUGUAUGAGCCUUCUCUGUAUGUUUGAGCCUUCUCUGUAUGUUUGAGCCUUCUCUGUAUGUUUGAGCCUUCUCUGUAUGUUUGAGCCUUCUCUGUAUGUUUGAGCCUUCUCUGUAUGUUUGAGCCUUCUCUGUAUGUUUGAGCCUUCUCUGUAUGUUUGAGCCUUCUCUGUAUGUUUGAGCCUUUUCUGUAUGUUUGAGCCUUUUCUGUAUGUUUGAGCCUUCUCUGUAUGUAUGAGCCCGCUCUGCCGCGUGCCCCGGUGUUCUGCCUCACUGCCACUUUAACGUCAUUGAGAAUAAUGACUGCCGGUAAUGCUUUCCGCUGUUGAUAGAAUGGAACUAGUUUCAGGCUCCAUUGCACACAAGCUUUGUGGCUAAAAGAGAUGGGGUUGGGGCGCCAGCCACAAUGAAUGCCACUCAGACAAUGCCGCUAACACAUGGACUGGUAAUGUGCAGUGAUGAUUAGUCAGAUAUGAAGCUGAAAUUCUGUUUCAUUCGCUUGCUCCCAAGGUUGCAAGAUUAUAGACUCUCUUUGUUCAUUUGGCCUGAUCUGUUCUCUGUCCGUUUCUCAAUGUCCUUUCUCCUAGUAUUCCCUGCUGGUAUCCUGCAGCCUCCUUUCUUCAGUAAGCAGCAGCUCCAGGCCCUGAACUUUGGAGGAAUAGGGAUGGUCAUUGGACAUGAGAUCACCCAUGGGUUUGAUGACAAUGGUGAGGCAAUACUCAUAUUUAUAGUCACUGUCCAUGUUUGUGUCCAAUGUGUUGCACAAUCAUGUUUAGUAUAGAGUAUUAAUUCAUGGUCAAAUGUAAAUGAGAAUGCAUCACAAUUAAUUCCACGUUUUAUCUUUAAAAACAGGUCGUAAUUUUGAUAAGGAUGGUAACAUGCUUAAUUGGUGGAGUAAUUAUUCUGCUGAGCACUUUAAGGACCAGUCGCAGUGCAUGGUGCAACAAUAUGGCAACUUCAACUGGAAACUUGCAGGUGGACAAAAUGUGAGUUUCCCAGUGUAGCAAAAGAAUGGGAAAAAUCUAACAUUUAUUUGGGUGUAAUGACUCAUAUUUUUUUGGGUUGAGAACCUCUGAAUGUGAGUGUGCUAAUGACUGUCUCUGUGUGACCCCAGGUCAGUGGAAUUAGCACUUUGGGGGAGAACAUCGCCGACAACGGAGGAGUUCGGCAAGCCUAUAAGGUGUGACACCCUCACAAACCCAUUCAACCACCACGGCACAAUGAAAACACAAUGAACCACUUUCUAACAAAAAUGGAUCUCUGACUAAAUUGUAUCUAAUUAUAUUUGACAUUUGUAUGUUUUUUUUGUGUGUUUGUGGUCAGGCCUACAUGAAGUGGAUGGAGAGAGAAGGUGAAGAGCAUCGUUUACCUGGUCUGGACAUGGACCACAAGCAACUUUUCUUUCUUAACUUUGCCCAAGUGAGUAAGCUCCACUUUAUCCCAGAGUCAGAUUAAUUUGUGGAUACCAUUUUUAUGUAUCUGUGUCCAGUAAGAUGGAAGUUAGAGGUAGUUUCGCGAACCAAUGCUAACUAGCGUUAGCACAAUGACAGUGGGUCUGUGGGUAUCUACUAGCAUAAAAAUGGUAUCCACUUGUUCAUGACUCUGGGGAAGUAGAUAAAGGGCCUCAAUGCCAAAAUCCCGAAGUAUACCUUUAAUAAAUUGAGUUGUCUAGAGUAGACCACCUAAAAGCUACACUACAUGACCAAAAGGAUGUGGACAGCUGCUCGUCGAACAUCUCAUUCUAAACUCAUGGGCAUUAAUAUGGAGUUGGUCCCCCCUUUGCUGCUAUAACAGCCUCCACUCUUCUGGGAAGGCUUUCCAGUAGAUGUUGGAACAUUGCUGUGGGGACUUCCAUUCAGCCACAAGAGCAUUAGUGGGGUCGGGCACUGAUGUUGGGCGAUCAGGCCUGGCUCGCAGUCGGCGAUCCAAUUCAUCCCUAAGGUGUUCGAUGGGGUUGAGGUCAGGGCUUUGUGCAGGCCAGUCAAGUUCUUCCACACCAAUCUCGACAAAACAUUUCUGUAUGGACCUCGCUUUGUGCAAAGGGGCAUUGUCAUGCUGAAACAGGAAUGGGCCUUCCCAAACUGUUGACACAAAGUUGGAAGCACAGAAUAGUCUAGAAUGUCAUUGUAUACUGUAGCGUUAAGAUUUCCCUUCAUUACUCUUACUGAAUUUCCACGUGGGCGAGGAUAUUGGAAAUUUUAUCAAAGCCUAUUGGAUGAUAACUUGUUUUUAACUAGGACAGAGGAAUUUAUAACUUAUUUUUUCAGACACAACAUACAGUUGGAGUCGGAAGUUUACAUACACUUAGGUUGGAGUCAUUAAAACUCGUUUUUCAACCACUCCACACAUUUCUUGUUAACAAACUAUAGUUUGGCAAGUCGGUUAGGACAUCUACUUUGUGCAUGACAUAAGUAAUAAUUGUUUACAGACAGAUUAUUUCACUUAUAAUUCACUGUAUCACAAUGCCAGUGGGUCAGAAGUUUACAUACACUAAGUUGACAGUGCCUUUAAACAGCUUGGAAAAUUCCAGAAAAUUAUGUCAUGGCUUUAGAAGCUUCUGAUAGGCUAAUUGACAUCAUUUGAGUCAAUUGGAGGUGUACCUGUGGAUGUAUUUCAAAGCCUACCUUCAAACUCAGUGCCUCUUUGCUUGACAUCAUGGGAAAAUCAAAAGAAAUCAGCCAAGACCUCAGAAAAAAAACUGUAGACCUCCACAAGUCUGGUUCAUCCUUGGGAACAAUUUCCAAACGCCUGAAGGUACCACGUUCAUCUGUACAAACAAUAGUAUGCAAAUGUAAACACCAUGGGACCACACAGCCGUCAUACCACUCAGGAAGGUCUCCUGGAGAUGAACAUACUUUGAUGUGAAUAGUGCAAAUCAAUCCCAGAACAACAGCAAAGGCCCUUGUGAAGAUGCUGGAGGAUACAGGUACAAAACUAUCUAUAUCCAAAGAAAAACUAGUCCUAUAUCGACAUAACCUGAAAGGCCGCUUAGCAAGGAAGAAGCCACUGCUCCAAAACCGCCAUAAAAAUGCCUGCCUACGGUUUGCAACUGCACAUGGGGACAAAGAUCGUACGUUUUGGAGAAAUGUCCUCUGGUCUGAUGAAACAAAAAUAGAACUGUUUGGCCAUAAUGACCAUCGUUAUGUUUGGAGGAAAAAGGGGGUGCUUGCAAGCCGAAGAACACCAUCCCAACCGUGAAGCACGGGGGUGGCAGCAUCAUGCUGUGGGGGUGCUUUGCUGCAGGAGGGACUGGUGCACUUCACAAAAUAGAUGGCAUCAUGAGGAAGGAAAAUUAUGUGGAUAUAUUGAAGCAACAUCUCAAGACAUCAGUCAGGAAGUUAAAGCUUGGUCGCAAAUGGGUCUUCCAAAUGGACAAUGACCCCAAGCAUACUUCCAAAGUUGUGGCAAAAUGGCUUAAGGACAACAAAGUGAAGGUAUUGGAGUGGCCAUCACAAAGCCCUGACCUCAAUCCUACAGAACAUUUGUGGGCAGAACUGAAAAAGCGUGUGCGAGCGAGGAGGCCUACAAACCUGACUCAGUUACACCAGCUCUGUCAGGAGGAAUGGGCCUAAAUUCACCCAACUUAUUGUGGGAAGCUUGUGGAAGGCUCCCGAAACGUUUGACCCAAGUUAAACGAUUUAAAGGCAAUGCUACCAAAUACUAAUUGAGUGUAUGUAAACUUCUGACCCACUGGGAAUGUGAUGAGAGAAAUAAAAGCUGAAAUAAAUCAUUCUCUCUACUAUUAUUCUGACAUUUCACAUUCUUAAAAUAAAAUGGUGAUCCUAACUGACCUAAGACAGGGAAUUUUUACUAGGAUUAAAUGUCAGAAAUUGUGAAAAACUGAGUUUAAAUGUAUUUGGCUAAGGCGUAUGUAAAAUUCAGACUUCAGCAAAUCCCCUUAUUGUAUGGGACACCUUUAAAUGUGCCUUUAGAGGCCAUGCAAUUCAGUACUCAUCUCGAAAACAAAAGCAAUUUAGGUCAAAAGAGUCCAUACUAACAAAGGAAAUAGAAGGUCUAACAGAAGAGAUAGAUAGCAAUAAAAACUGUAACAUAGAGGCUCAGAAUAAAUUAGAGGAAAAACAAAAAGAAAUUGAGAAACUUAUUCAAGAAAGGUCAAGUGUAAUAUAUCAUAAAAAUAAAGCAAACUGGAUGGAAUAUGGGGGAAAAUGCACCAAAUUCUUUUUUAAACUUCAAUAUAGGAAUGCUACCAAAAAGAAUUUACUGAAACUGGUUACAAAUGACGAAGUCACCCAUGAUUCACCAAAAUAUAUUUUGAAGUACUUUAAGUAUAUGUUUUCGUUUCAGUCGCCUCCAUCUCCUCUAACUGAAGCUAAUUGUAGAGAUGUUUUUUCUAUUGAUAAUGUAAAAUUAACAGCCAUACAGAAAGACUCAUGUGAAGGCGAAAUUACAGAGGAGGAACUUCUGGAUGCAAUUAAAGACUUUAAGUCCGGGAAAACUCCAGGGUUGGAUGGCAUACCAGUCGAGGUAUAUCAAACCUUUUUUUAUAUACUCAGAGGACCGUUAUUAGCAUGUUUUAACCACUCCUAUGUAAAUGGUAGAUUAUCAGACACUCAAGAAGGUCUGAUUUCAUUAUUACUGAAACAGGAUACAAGUGGAAAAUAUAAAGAUCCAGUCCAUUAAAAAAAUUGGAGGCCCCUUACACUUCAGUGUUGUGAUGCAACAAUUCUAGCAAAAUGUAUAGCGCAUAGAAUUAAAAAGGUAUUGUCGGACAUUAUUCAUUCUAAUCAGACAGAUUUUUUACAUGGAAGAUAGAUUGGAGAUAAUAUAAGGCAAGUACUGAAAACAAUAGAACACUAUGAACAAUCUGGGAAACCAGGCCUGGUAUUCUUAGCAGACUUCGAAAAGGCAUUUGAUAAAGUACGACUGGGGUUUAUAUAUAAAUGCCUGGAGCAUUUCAAUUUUGGAGAAUCUCUUAUAAAAUGGGUUAAAAUCAUGUAUAGUAACCCUAGGUGUAAAAUAGUAAAUAAUGGCUAUUUCUCUGAGUUUUAAACUGUCAAGAGGAGUGAAACAAGGUUGUCCACUAUCGGCAUAUCUAUCUAUUAUGGCCAUCGAGAUGUUAGCUAUUCAAACCAGAUCUAACAAUAAUAUCAAGGGAUUAGAAAUCCAGGGCUUAAAAACAAAGGUGUCAUUGUACGCUGAUGAUUCAUGCUUUCUUUUAAAUCCACAACUUGAAUCCCUCCACAGCCUCAUAGAGGAUCUAGAUACAUUUUCUAACCUCUCUGGAUUACAACCAAAUUAUGAUAAAUGUACUAUAUUAUGUAUUGGAUCACUAAAAAAUAAAAUGUUUACAUUACCAUGUAGUUUACCAAUAAAAUGGUCUGAUGGUGAUGUGGAUAUACUCGGAAUACAUAUCCCAAAUGAAAUAAAUGAUCUCACUCCAAUACAUUUUAAUAAAAGUUAGCAAAAAUAGAUAAGAUCUUGCUACCAUGGAAAGGUAAAUACCUGUCAAUUUUUUGUAUCAUCCCAGUUUACCUAUUUGCUUAUGGUCUUGCCUACGCCUAGUGAACAGUUUUUUCAAUUAUAUGAGAAAAAAAUUAUAUCAGACUAAAUUAAACCGGCCUAUUUAUAUAAUGAAUAUGAAUUCGGAGGACAGAAAUUAUUAAAUAUUAAAGCAUUAGACCUAUCACUAUCACUUCAGUCAUACAAAAGUUAUACUUAAAUCCGAACUGGUUCUCUAGCAAAUUAGUAAGAUUGUCUCACCCAAUGUUCAAGAAUGGCCUUUUUCCCUUUAUUCAGAUUACAAACUCUCACUUUCAGUUAUUUGAAAAGGAAAUCAUCUCCCAAAUAUCACUAUUUCUAAAACAAGCCAUAGAAAGUUGGUUGCAAUUUCAAUUUAAUCCUCCAGAAACGACAGAACAAAUAAUGCAACAACUAUUGUGGUUCAAUUCACUUAUACUAAUUGAUAAAAAACCUUUUCUUUUGAAAAAAUGUUUAAAAAAGGUAUAAUCUUCGUAAAUGAUAUCAUCGGUAGGACUGGUGGAGUUAUGUCGCACAUGCAGCUAACAAAAACAUAUGGAAAUGUCUGCUCUACCCAAAAUUACAACCAAAUAAUUGCAGCAUUACCACAAAAAUGGAAGAGGAAAGUGGAAGGGGGAAAAAGUAAGGAACUUGUCUGUCGGCCUUGCAUUAAAGAACAUAAUUGGUUAAAGAAAACUGUGAUAAAUAAAAAAGUAUACCAGUAUCAUUUAAGGACCAAAGGAUUGACAGCCGUCCCAUAUAGAUUGCAAAAUAGUUGGGAAGAGAUAUUUCACAUACCAAUCCCAUGGCAUAGUGUUUAUGAACUGAUACGCAAAACGCCGCCGGAUUCAAAACUUAGAAUUUUUCUAUUUAAAUUAUUAUAUAAAAUUCUUGCUCCCAACAGAAUGUUAUUUAUAUGGGGGAUACAAUCUUCCCAGCUGUGCAGAUUUUGCUGCGAAGAGACAGAAUCAUUCGAUAAUUUGUUUUGGUACUGUCCAUUUGUAGCUUGUUUUUGGACACAGGUAGAAACAAUGAGAAUAGAAAGGUUCAGAACUUUUGUAAAACAUCACAGUACAGUUGAAAAAUAUAUGGCAAAUAGAAAUCCAAUAUGGAUGGGUGGUGUUGAAUGGAGUUGAAGGAUGGGACUAAUAACAACUAACAACAACUAAUAACAACAAGAUAACUAAUAAUGUAAGCAUACUGUGUCCAUAAUAAGUAUAUAGGUUAUAGGUUGAGAGCUUUUGUGAAAGAGCACAGUUUGAAAGAUAUGGCAUAUAGAAGCAAACCGGAUGGACAUCAUUAAAAUGAUCGGAGAGGUUGAGGGUAGAGGAAGUUCAGGAGUAAAAACAAACAAAAUAGAAUUAUUGUAAAAUGGAUUGUGUCCAUAAAAUGUAUAUAGUAUGUAUAAGCUGGAAGUAGAGGCCUAAGCGUUGUUGUUGUUCACUAGUUUACUCCAAUUAGGGAAGGGUUGGUGGGGUUGGAAAGUAUUCAAGGGAAAUAUAUUUUUAAAAAGGAUAUUUAUGUAUGUGUGUGUGUGUGUAUGUAUGUAUGUAUGUAUGUAUGUUUGUAUGUGUAUAUAUAUAUAUCUAUAUAUACAUAUAUUUGCGAGAAAAAAAACAUAUGGGGGAUUGGAAGUGAUGCAGACAAUUACAUUGAUGGAAGUUACAAUCUAUCUGCAAUACUAAAGCUGAUCUACCCCCUAAAUUUUUUUAUAAUAAUAAUAAUAAUACAAAAUAAAAAUAAUAAAAUUUCCCUUCACUGGAACUAAGCGGCCUAGCCCAAACCAUGAAAACAGCACCAGACCAUUAUUCCUCCUCCACCAAACUUUACAGUUGGCGCUAUGCAUUGGGGCAGUUAGCGUUCUCUUGGCAUCCGCCAAACCCAGAUUUGUCCGUCGGACUGCCAGAUGGUGAAGCGUGAUUCAUCACUCUAGAGACCACGUUUCCACUGCUCCAGAGUCCAAUGGCGGCGAGCUUUACACCACUCCAGCCGACGCUUGGCAUUGGCAUGGUGAUCUUAGGCUUGUGUGCGGCUGCUCUGCCAUGGAAACCCAUUUCAUGAAGCUCCCGACGAACAGUUAUUGUGCUGACGUUGCUUCCAGAGGCAGUUUGGAACUCGGUAGUGAGUGUUGCAACCGAAGACAGAAGAUUUUCAGUGGUCCCGUUCUGUGAGGUUGUGUGGCCUAUCACUUUGCGACUGAGCCGUUGUUGCUUCUAGCAAUUUCUACUUCACAAUAGCAGCACUUACAGUUGACCGGGGCAGCUCUAGCAGGGCAGAAAUUUGACAAACUGACUUGUUGAAAAAGUGGCAUCCUAUGACGGUGCCACGUUGAAAGUCACUGAGCUCUUCAGUAAGGCCAUUCUACUGCCAAUGUUUGUCUAUGGAGAUUGCAUGGCUGUGUGCUCGAUUUUAUACACCUGUCAGCAACGGGUGUGGCUGAAAUAGCCGAAUCCACUAAUUUGAAGAGCUGUCCACAUACUUUUGGCCAUGUAGUGUAUAUUACCAUCCUUCCUCCACUGCUGUUCCCAGAUCAUUGAGAAAUGCUGGUCUAGAGACCACUGAGAACACACAUUUUUUCCUAAAUACUUGGUUUUUAAGAAAUAAACAGUUGGACCAAGGGGUUUAAAACUACCCCAGAUCAUUAUAUCAAGCUACCUACCUAGGGGUCCAGAAUAUUUUGCCAAAAUAAAGACCACUGUGGUACUGUGCCAGGGAAAACAAGGCCAGAGCAAAGCCAGACUAGUGUUUGACAGUCUUCAUCCAAAACCAGGUCAAAGCCAAACACAAUCCCUGCUGGGAUUAUUCAGUUGGGCUGUCGAACAGCGCCUUGGAAAAAAUACUUGGUACCCCUUAAGGUGUUCCCUCUGGCAUAUCAUGUUCCUCAUCAUUUUAUGGUUUACAUUUACUGUAUAUUCAGCUCAAAAAUAUCCUCACUUGUAAAAUACGAACAGGUGUAAUUGAGAAAAUAAAUGUGUUAUGGGCACAGUAAUACUGUCUCUGCUUUUACUGUGUCAAACUUGAAUUAAUUAAUAUGUGAUACAUCUUUCUCCUCCAGGUAUGGUGUGGUGCCUAUCGGCCUGAAUAUGCAAGCCAGUCCAUCAAGACAGACUCCCACAGUCCCCUGGAAUACAGGUAACGACCAACUGUAAAAAUGUAGCGUUUCGCGAUUCCAACCUAUUUUCUGUCAGUAAUCUGUUAACACUCUUUACCUAUCUUCUCUCACAGGGUACUUGGCUCCCUACAGAAUUUUGGAGCAUUCUCAGAGGCAUUCCAGUGCAAACCAGGUACUCCCAUGAACCCUGAGAUAAAAUGUCGGGUGUGGUAGCCAGUUCCUGUCUUCUUCUACUAUUGUUAAUUAUUUCUUGACUGGGGCAACUGAACAAAAGAACAUGAUUUACUACCACCUUGUGUUAUACUGAUGCCACAUAUGCAUCCUGCCUUAGAGUAUGUCUGAUGGAUUUACAUGGCAGAAGAAAACAUAGAUAUUUACACAAGUGUUUUAACAGUGUGUAAAUACAGAAUACAGUUUAUAUAUGGACUGGAUAACUGACCAAACUACAUCCUAGUAUCACCAUUUGAAGCAGAUUAAAACUAAGAUGAGACAGGAAAAACACUUGCAAGGAGUAUGUACUUAUAUGGCUACUCAGCUUAAAGAUGUUGUCUGUGGGUGAACAGUUUUACUUGUGGUUUUGUUGUAUACACUCUCAGAAAAAAAGAUUCUAGGUAGAACCACAAAUAUGGAUAUGCUUGAUUCAUAUAUGGCACCCCUAAAGGUUCUAUAUAGAACCCUUUUUGUAGGGCUCUUUGAUCAGAACAUCAGGGGUUCUUCUUCACUGAACCAAAAUUGGUUCCAUAUAGAACCUUUGGGAUCCAUAUAGGGUUCUAUAUGGAACCCAUUUCGGUUCUAUAUAGAACUUUAAGUCUGCCAUAUAUGAAGCAAGCAUAGAACCCUUAUUGGUUCUAUCCAGAACAUGUUUUUCUAAGUGUGUACAUGUAUACAUCUGAAGCUCCUAUGCACCACUGUGGGUGGUCAGUUGGUACAUGCA
Messenger RNA from Coregonus sp. 'balchen', 22927 nucleotides. Lineage: Eukaryota; Metazoa; Chordata; Actinopteri; Salmoniformes; Salmonidae. The record is from the annotation of a GenBank genome assembly.